Acaulospora morrowiae is the source of this 1131-nucleotide messenger RNA. The record is from the annotation of a GenBank genome assembly. NCBI's taxonomy places the organism in Eukaryota, Fungi, Glomeromycota, Glomeromycetes, Diversisporales, Acaulosporaceae.
AUGGUUUCCCGAUUACCAGAAGUUAUUCUUGUUCGCCAUGGCGAAACUGAAUGGAGCAAAAAUUUAAAACACACUUCUAGAACGGACCUCUCACUAACAACUAAUGGUAUCGAACAAACACGAAAAUUAUCAAAAUUUGUGUUUGAAAAUCCCCAUCAAAGUUAUUUUAAUCCUCAAAACAUCUCUCAGAUUUAUGUUUCUCCUCGCAAACGCGCGCAAGAAACUCUAGAAUUGAUUAACUUCCCUAAUAAAGAGAACAUACCAAAAUUCAUCGAACCAAAUAUCGCGGAAUGGGACUAUGGAGACUAUGAGGGUCUUACUACUCACGAUAUUCAUGUUACAAAAAGUACAUUCUGGAAUAUUUGGAAUGAUGGAGCUCCAAAUGGCGAAACUCUCGAUGAUGUGGUCGCUCGAUGUGAUCAAAUAAUCACCAAAAUUAUGGCUCAUCAAGCAGAUCAUACAGAUCACCGCCCUAAUGAACCUGGUGGAGACGUAUUGUUAAUUGCGCACUCUCAUCUAUUAAGGGUCUUUACUUGUAGGUGGUUGGAUAUGGAUCCAGAAAAUGGAAGAUAUUUCCGUCUCGACACCACCGACUACAACUUGGGUAGGUUACUUCAGAAGAAUAAUCAAGACUUUUUGAUCGAUGCUUACUCUCGCUUACUCUUUGAAAACAAGAAUGAUCCCCGUGUAGCAGCUCCACAACAACCAACUCCGCCCUCGCAAUCUAGUGAUGUGUAUACCUCAACGGCUGCUUUCCAGCAAGAUUCAAAACCACAAACAGUCGUUCAACGGGAUUCACAAACAACUGUUAUUCAACAAGAAUCACAACCGCAAGCGAUGAUUGUUCAACAAGAAUCACAACCGCAAACGAUGAUUGUUCAACAGGAGUCACAACCACCAACAAUGAUUAUUCAACAGGAGCAACAACCGCCAACAAUGAUUGUUCAACAUGAAGCACCACAAACCACCAUAAUUCAACGAGAAUAUGUAAGUGCUCCGCCUACACACAUUGUAACCACACAACAGCCUGCUGCUCAGAUCAUAACUACACAACAACCCGCUACUCAGAUCAUAACUACACAACAACCCACUACUCAAGUUGUCACCACGCAACAAGCACCAUCUACUCAG